AGAAGAAAACGGGUUUAUCACAUGACUAGUCAGACACAAAACAGUUCCGCUUUUGCUAUGUGGCUAGUUAGUUAGUAUUAUAAACCUUCAACAUCUUUUAAUUUGUGCUCACCGAGGAAUAGUUCGCUAACGAAUAUAUAGUCCAUUGGAUGCUAGCUAACUUAACUCAAGGAAUGGGUGUCCAAAUAAACGAGGCCUCGCAACGCAUAGACGAAUGUCUCCUGCGUUUCAUGGACCAAUUGGAGCUACUCGAAGAGAAACGGGAGCGGCUGAACUCCCUCAUCGAGCAGGGCUGGUUCUCGAUCUCCAAAGCUCGAUAUUCCAUGGGAAACAAGCAAGUUUCAACUCUGCAGUACGGCAACGAAAUUGAGCCGCAAGUUCAAAUUAAUGUCAGGCUCCUGGAGAACGGAGAGGCAGAGUUUGAUGCACAGAGAGUGGAGUGCCUGAGAUCACAACAUUUGGAAAAGGACCUCGGGCGAGUGGAAGACAUUGGUCCAAAAGACGAAGGUGUCAGGAGACGGGGAGUCACUAAAGAGGAGAAUCCCAAGGACCAGCCAGCGGCCCCUCGGGCUUGUGUUUCCAGGGAAACUAGCCCGCCAAAUCAAGGAAUGUCCCAGCACCAGGAUCCUCUCAAGUGGUUUGGCAUCUUGGUUCCUCAGAGUCUAAAACAAGCCCAGGCAUCUUUCAAGAAAGUGGUCGAGCUGUCUGCGGAAGUGGCCACUCUGCAGUGCACGGUGGUGGCUACCAGGAAGGAGCUACAGGCGCUGAUGGGGAACAAACAGGAGGAGACCCAAUCUACAGAGGCAGACAAACAGAAAGACACAGGAAAUGUCAGACAGAGCGAGGAGGAAAGCGCAUCGGACUCCUGAACCUAGCUCUGACGUACGGUGGAUUAGAAGGAGGCCUGAACACUGAUU
Conger conger (European conger) is the source of this 917-nucleotide messenger RNA. It is a transcript of the gene vma22, whose product is annotated as coiled-coil domain containing 115. The record is from RefSeq and is a predicted model, not a curated record. Gene Ontology annotation, biological process: vacuolar proton-transporting V-type ATPase complex assembly. Bases 150 to 869 code for a protein of 239 amino acids. The transcript has 6 exons. Lineage: Eukaryota; Metazoa; Chordata; Actinopteri; Anguilliformes; Congridae. Gene Ontology annotation, cellular component: extrinsic component of endoplasmic reticulum membrane.